Epinephelus lanceolatus (giant grouper) is the source of this 12270-nucleotide messenger RNA. It is a transcript of the gene nav3, whose product is annotated as neuron navigator 3. Lineage: Eukaryota; Metazoa; Chordata; Actinopteri; Perciformes; Serranidae. Gene Ontology annotation, molecular function: ATP hydrolysis activity; protein binding; ATP binding. Gene Ontology annotation, biological process: neurogenesis; nervous system development. The record is from RefSeq and is a predicted model, not a curated record.
UGGUUUGCUUGUGUGAAUAAAGAGCUGCGGUGAGGAGAGAGAGAGAGCCUCCCUUCUUCAGCCGCUAGAUAUCAGCUGCAUCAUCAUAUACAACAUCAGCGGGUGAUUUUUGCUCAGUUGUCGAGGAGUUGUUGUCAUGGAAGUCAUAAGUUCUUGAAAAUUUCAUCACCUCAUGAAGACCCAGGGAUGUGAUUGAAACCCGAGAAAAAACGAGAUUGUUUUAGCUCUGCUGACUACUGUGAUGAAUACUGGUAUGUGGUCAGUGGAGGAGCAGUGAAGGAGCCAGAGGAAUCCUGGUUUGAUAUGUGGAGGGAAGACUGUGUGCCGGAGCCAGGGAUUGCACUCUGAGGAAGAAGCUAGCAUAACUGUUAUCUUCAUGUAAAACAACACAACCUGCAGGCUGAAAGUCCUCUCUGGUGUUCUCUUUACUCCAGUCAUCAUAAUGACGCUGUCUCGGUAGCCUUUCGCUACCUGAUUGGUAUUCAUCCUGCUCUCUGAAACCUUCCAGCGCUGAUAACACUCAGAGACACAUUUUACUUUUACCGUACAAACCACCACCUGCCAUGGAUCGCCUGUGUCCGGGUGAAGGCGUGAGCCGGACACAGGACCUCAUUGGGAAACUGUAGCCACCUGGAUUCUCUUCAGCUUAUUUCCUGUGAUUUUACUCUGGAGUUAUUCUUUAUUUGGACCAGGGAUGGAUGUACCGGAAGCCAGCAAACAUGGGAAGAAGUCGACGAGUCAAAAGCUGGAGGACCAGAAAAAGAUUUACACAGACUGGGCCAAUCACUACCUGGCCAAGUCUGGCUGUCAGCGCCUCAUCAAGGACCUGAGCCAGGACGUCACCGAUGGAGUCCUGCUGGCACAGAUCAUCCAGAUCAUAGCGAAUGAGAAGGUGGAGGAUAUCAAUGGCAGCCCCAGGAGCCAGUCGCAAAUGAUCGAGAAUGUGGACGCCUGCCUCAGUUUCCUGGACGCCAGAGGAGUGAAUGUACAAGGGCUCUCAGCAGAAGAGAUCAGGAAUGGCAACCUAAAAAGCAUCCUGGGCCUCUUCUUCAUCCUGUCGCGCUACAAGCAGCAGCAACAGCAACAGCAGCAGUACUACCAGUCCCUGGUGGAGCUCAGCCAGCAGACCAGCAGCACCGCACCGUCCGCCAGCAGCCUCAAGACACAAGAGAUGCAGUCCAGUCUCACAGCACGAUAUGCAAGUCCUCCGGGCCACAGUGGAAUAGGGUCAACGCAGAAGAAAAACACAAGGUUACCAGGCCCCUCCAGAGUACCUGCUGCAGGCAGCGGGGCCUCCAGGAGCCCAGGCUUAUCCAACCUCAACCGUCGCAGCCAGAGCUUCAACAGCAUCGACAAGAGCAAGCCUCUUCAGUAUGCCAGUGGCAACGACAGAGAAGCGGUGAGGGGUAUCCCAGUACCCGGCGGGAUGAAUGGGAGCGGUAUUGGUGGGACAGUUCCCACCAGUCUCAGCGGGCAGCAGCUGGCCUCUGCCAUCCCCUCACCCACCGCCGGCAAGUCCUGGCGCAGCAAGUCCAUGAACCUCAAGCACAGCGCCACUUCGUCCAUGCUGGCAAGCCCCACGCACUCACCCUCCCCCACCCUUUCACCCCAAGGCUCUGAAGGCCUUCAGCCACAUGGAAGUGAUGGGUCAAAAGUAGGGUCAGCUGGCAGCGGCGGACCCCAGAGGUCCAUGCUGGAGAAGUUCCGCCUGAUUAACCCUAGAUCGGCUUCACGAGCGUCGCCGUCUGUGGCAGAGAUGGCUCUGCAGGAGGAGGAUGACCUGUCAGAGUAUGGUGAGGAUGGAUUGACACCCACGGGGUCGGUGUGUAGCAGCGGCAGUAGCAGUGCUACGGCCAAGCAAAUGUCUCCCAAGACCUCAGCAUCGUCCCUCAUUGCACCGAGCAAGACUUCCUCUUCUUCCUCUCCUUCCUCUCCUUCCUCAUUUUCAAAAGCAUCCAGCAGCAGGUCCAUGGCCUCUUCUAAAGACAAGGAGGACAAAAGCAGAUCUGGGAAAUCUUCUAAGGACAGCUCUCCACCCAAAGAGGAGAGAGAGUCUUUUGCUGACCCCAACAAGAAGUCCUCCAAAAUUGCCAGCCUCAUCCCCAAGGGAGGGAAGCCAUCAUCUGGAAAGAAAGAUGGCGGCACCCCCUCGGCUUCUAGCGGCAUCCCUAAGCCAGGACUCAAAGCUCCCUCCACCACGACGUCCAAGUCUCAGAGUCAGUCACAGAGCCAAAGCCAGGCCACCUUGAACAGCAGUGGCAACAUGCGGGGUGGAGAGGGGGAAAGAGCUAAGCUCACGAAAGGAGGGCAGGGUGGGAGUUUCUACAUACAGCGCUCCAGUGGGGGCCAGGAGGGCAAAAGGACCAGCAUGACCUCCUCCACCAGCACCUCAGCCCUUUCUGGGUCCAGUGGGAUGCUGGGAGGAGGAGGAGGAGGGGGUGGAGGAGGAGGUGGAGCGCUUGGAGGGAACGGAGUAGUUCAACUUCCUCAGCAGCAGCAGCACAACCACCCCAAUACUGCCACUGUGGCCCCCUUCAUGUACAGGACUUUCUCAGAAAACGACUGCACCAUGGUGGCCCCAGCAGACCCCUGCCUCAGCCCCACCAAGGGAGAGCUGGUCUACAGCAAGACAGCCAAACAGUGCCUGGAGGAGAUAUCAGGAGAGGAUCCUGAGACAAGACGCAUGAGGACGGUGAAGAACAUCGCUGACCUGCGGCAGAACCUGGAAGAAACCAUGUCCAGUCUACGGGGGACACAGAUCAGCCACAGCACACUAGAAACAACCUUCGACACCACGGUAACCACUGAGGUCAAUGGGCGAAGUCUACCAGCCCUCACUUCACGCUCCUCCCCCAUGGCCUGGCGUCUGGGCCAAACACAAACCCCGCGUCUCCAGGCAGGUGAAGCCCCCUCAAUGCCCAGCAGCUACGCUGCGCCUAGGGCGAGCACGACGAGCGCUGGCACCACCACGGGGCGCUACAGCGGCCACUCGGACCCCUCCAGGUUUGUGUUCAGUGCCCCCCUGAGGCGAGCAGCCGUGGCAGCAGGGGCGAGGGGGGCGGAGCAGGGGGAGAAGGGAGGAGGAGGGCUGGAAGGAGGGAAGCAGAUGGAGAUGGCAGGGUACAUGAGUGAUGGGGACAUCCUAGGGAGGAACGGCCGGAUGGAUGAUAUCACCAGCGGAUACCUUACAGAUGGUGGCCUCCAUCUGUAUGCGCGGAACACAGGCCGAGCCUCAGACGCGGCUUCUUCUCGAGAAGUAUCCCAGAGAGGAAGCAAAGAGAUGCAGGGCGACAUAGACAGUUGGGACGACAGCAGCUCGGUGAGCAGCGGCCUGAGCGACACAUUGGACAACAUCAGCACUGAUGAUCUGAACACACCCGCCUACUCUGCUGUCAGCUCAUCACGCAAAAGCAAGGGAGCCCAGUCCCAGAAAGGAGGCAGGUCCAAGCAUGCAGAGCAGGAGGUGAGCAGCAGCUGGGCCGGAGCCGAGGACCUGAAGAAGGUGGAGGAGGAGCUGGACGCAAGCAUGGACCCCAGCAGCGGCUCCUCCCGGUGGAAGCCUUCCUCAUCCUCCUCUUCCUCUCAAGCCCAGGGCUCGUACGAGGAUGCCGGUCAGAAGGCCACUGCGCUGGCCCAGAUGUCCCAGACGGGUUCGUGGAGGAGGGGCAUGACGGCCCAGGUGGGCAUCACGCCACCCAGGACCAAGGGUACCUCUGCUGCCCACAAAACACCAGGCAAAACUGAUGAUGCCAAGGCCUCCGAGAAGGGCAAGGCGCCUUCCAAGAGUUCAGCUGCCAUCCAGCGCUCCCCCUCAGAUGCUGGGAAGAGUAGUGGAGAUGAAGGUAAGAAACCUCCCUCCGGCAUUGGACGCCCACCCACCACUGCUUCUUUUGGAUACAAGAAGAUCCCGGGUCCCAGUGGUACCCUAAUCACCUCCAGUGGUGCAACGCUCGCCAGCGGCUCAGCCACCCUGGGCAAGGCACCCAAAUCCUCAGCUGCCCUCAGCAAAGGCACAGGCAUCAGCGGUGUGCGUAAGACCAGCCUGGAUGGCUCACAGCCCCAGGAUGACGGCAUCCUACUCAGCUGCAGUGGCUCCAAAGUAACCCUGCAGUACCGCUCCCUACCCAGACCCGCUAAAUCCUCCAGUGGGGUGGCAGCAGGGCGCAGUGGGCAUCGCUCCAGCUCCAGCAGCAUCGACUCAAAUGUCAGUGGCAAGUCAGCUGGAGGGGCAGCAACGCAAGCGGGUGCCAAACGCAGGGAUGGAAAAGUUGGCUCAGACCGUUCCAGUCCCAUCACCAUCAACCAGACAGACAAGGAGAAAGUGGCAGUGUCAGACCAGGACACCACCGCAGGACUGUCCACCUCCCCCAAGUCCAGCCCCACCUCCAGUUCAGCAGGCCAGUCCGGCCUCAGGCAGCCGGGCUCCAAGUACCCUGAUAUUGCUUCUCCCACGUUCCGCAGAUUGUUUGGCACCAAAGCCAGCAGCAAGGCCAGCUCUCCGGGCACUCCCGACUCUGGCAAGUGCCCGUCAAUACUGGGCAGCCCCCACGGCACGCUGGCGAGGCAGGCCAGUCUGGACUCGCCCUCCUCUGGCACAGGGAGCCUGGGCAGCGCUGGCGGCCUGAGCGGUGGCAGCAGCCCACUGUACGGUAAAACCCCAGACCUGUGCACCGACUCCCCGGCCUCCAGCCCGGCCUCUGGCCUCUCCCUGCCUUCCAACGCUCGGCCCUGGCCUGCCUGUAGCUCGUCAGCUGGCAGCAAGGACACACUGAGCUGCCAAAGCAUGACCAGUCUGCACACCAGCUCUGAGUCCAUUGAUCUGCCACUGGGCCACCACGGGCCCAAGGUUACACGAACCGGCAGUGUCAAGUCCACCCUGUCUGAGGGCAUGCCUCUUGACAGAAACACGCUUCCCAAAAAGGGACUGAGGUACCCGCCAUCCUCCCGGCAGACGUCCCAUGAGGAAGGGAAGGAGUGGUUGAGGUCCCAUUCAACAGGGGGGCUUCAGGACACAGGCAGCCAGUCCCCACUGUCACCCCCUGGAGCUUCCUGCACCACCACUGGAAAAUACCACUACUCCAACCUGCUGAGCCCCACGAACAUCAGCCAGUAUAACCUGCCACCAGGCAGCAGCAGCAUGAGCCGCUCCAACAGCAUCCCCGCCCAGGACUCCUUUGACCUUUACGGAGAGGGUCACCCACUGGGUGGCAGCGCAACAUCCCUGGAGGACAGACCACGGGCCAUCAGCCGCUCCGGCUCCUUCAGGGACAGCACCGACGAAGUUCAUGGCUCUUCAUUAUCUCUGGUCUCCAGCACGUCUUCACUGUACUCUGCGACGGAGGAGAAAGCACACUCAGAGGGCCAAACAGUCCAAAAUUCCACGCAAAUCAGAAAGCUGCGUCGGGAGCUGGACGCCUCUCAGGAGAAGGUGGCAACCCUGACGUCUCAGCUGUCUGCCAAUGCUCACCUGGUUGCAGCCUUCGAGAAGAGCCUGAGUAACAUGACCUGCCGCCUGCAGAGCCUCACCAUGACUGCUGAACAAAAGGAGUCUGAGUUGGUUGAGUUGAGAGAGACAAUAGAGACGCUGAAGACACAGAACACUGAUGCCCAGACAGCCAUCCAGGUGGCGCUCAAUGGCCCUGACCACCUGCACAAAGACCUACGUAUUAGACGACAGCACUCAUCAGAAAGCAUGUCCAGCAUCAACAGUGCAGCCAGUCACUCCAGCAUGGGCAGUCUGGGCAAGGACGCCGAAGACAAAAAGAAGAAGAAGAAGAGCUGGGUGGCUGAUUCCAUCCCAGCUCAGUUGCGCAGCUCCUUCAAGCAGGCGUUCAGCAAGAAGAAAACCAAAUCCCAGUCGGCCCAUGACGAGAUGGAGGAGAUGACCGACUCGCUGCCAUCCUCGCCCAAAUUGCAGCACGAUAACAGGCAAGGCAGCAUUGCCACGCUGCAUUCUUCACCCUCCACCACAGAGCUGUGCGAAUGCACUGAAGCCGAGGCGGAAAUCAUCCUCCAGCUGAAGAAUGAGCUGAGGGAGAAGGAGCUCAAGUUGACAGAUAUUCGCCUGGAGGCGCUUAGCUCCGCCCACCACCUGGACCAGAUCCGAGAGGCCAUGAAUCGCAUGCAGAACGAAAUCGAGGCACUGAAAGCGGAGAACGAUCGUCUCAAGUCCAGCGGUAACGCCACGCCGACAGCCACGCCCGUCAAGACGGCCCGGCCGCCCUCUGAGACCUCCAGCACAUCCUCGUCCUCCUCCCGUCAGUCCUUGGGGCUGUCACUAAACAACCUCAACAUCACUGACACCAUCAUGUCAGAUAUUCUGCUCGAUGAUGGCUACGAGGGCAAUCUACGCAAAGAGGGCCGCAGUGUGCGAAUAGUGGUUACCAUCAGCAGUGGGCCAUAUAGCACCAAGGGUACACAAAGCCAGGCGUACCUGAUUGGGUCUAUAGGUGUGAGUGGGAAAACCAAGUGGGACGUCCUGGAUGGGGUCAUCCGACGCCUCUUUAAGGAGUACGUGUUUCGGGUGGACCCUCUGACCAGCCUGGGUCUCAGCUCAGACAGCAUCAUCUGCUACAAGAUGGGUGAGGUGGUUCGUUCCCACGCCUCCGAAGUGCCUGAGCUGUUGCCCUGCGGCUACCUGGUGGGCGACAACAACGUCAUCAAGGUCAACCUCAAAGGUGUGAAGGAAAACAGUAUAGACAGCCUUGUGUUUGACACGCUGAUUCCAAAGCCCAUCAUCCAGCGGUACCUCAACCUGUUGAUGGAGCAUCGUCGUAUCAUCCUCUCAGGACCCAGCGGCACCGGCAAGUCCUUCCUGGCUGCCAAGCUGGCUGAGUACAUCAUUUCCCAGAUGGGGCAGCAGGUGACAGAGCACAACGUGGCCAGCUUCAACGUGGACCAGAAUUCCAGCAAGGACCUGCGUCAGUACCUGUCCAACCUGGCAGAACAGUGCAACUCUGAGGACACAGACAUGGAGCUCCCCACUGUGGUGAUCCUGGACAACCUCCACCAUAUCGGCUCCCUCAGUGACAUAUUCAACGGCUUCCUCAACUGCAAGUACCACAAAUGCCCUUAUGUUAUCGGGACCAUGAACCAGGGAGUGUCGUCUUCUCCUAACCUCGAGCUACACCACAACUUCAGGUGGGUGCUGUGCACCAACCACACCGAGCCGGUCAAAGGUUUCCUGGGCCGUUUCCUGCGGCGGAAGCUGAUAGAGACGGAGAUCGAUAAGAACAUGCGCAGCAAUGACCUGAUUAAGAUCAUCGACUGGGUCCCCAAGACCUGGCAGCACCUCAACACCUUCCUGGAGGCACACAGCUCCUCUGACGUCACCAUAGGCCCCCGUCUGUUCCUGUCGUGUCCCUUGGAUGUAGAAGGCUCUCGGGUUUGGUUCACUGACCUGUGGAACUACUCCCUGGUGCCCUACCUGCUGGAGGCUGUCAGGGAAGGGCUUCAGCUGUACGGCAAAAGAGCAGCAUGGGAGGAUCCAUCCAAGUGGGUGAACGACACAUAUCCAUGGAACGCCGCCUCGCUGCAGCAGGAUGGCCAGUCGCUGCUGCAACUCAGGCCGGAGGACGUGGGAUACGACGGCUACAGCUCAUCCAAGGAGGGAGCCUCGUCCAAGCAGGUGUCUCAGAGCGACACUGAGGGAGACCCACUGAUGAACAUGCUGCUACGGCUGCAGGAAGCAGCUAACUACUCCAGCACACAAAGCUGCGACAGCGACAGCACCAGUCACCAUGACGACCAGCUGGACUCCUCGCUGGAGUCGGCGCUAUGAGACGAAGAGCUGCGCUGGGAGACACCGGACCCCUUGAACCUGGGAACCUCUGAACCUCGGUCACUAGCAGACACCCCCUAUAGUGCACAGAUACAUAAUAUAUGAAAAGUUUUAUUAUCAAAAUGGUAUACCUGCCAUUUGAUAGAAUAUUUUUACAUUACAAUGGUGCAAUAUUAAAUCAGAUUAUUGUAUGUUUUAAAGAGCAGCCAACUUGGUCCUCAGUGAUCAACGUGAUAAACAAUCAUACAAGUUGGAUCCGUUAUAUUUUAAGCAUAUAAUUAAGCUCAGCUAGUCAUUUAAUGGAUGUAUAACAUUUUAGAAUACAACUUUUCAUAUGUGUGUAGGCGGGAUAUGUCUGACAAGGGACAGUAGUUCCUUUUGAAGUUGACUUCCAAGGAGUAAAUCACAUUGUGCUCACUCACGAUGAGCCACAGAUCACCCCGUAAUUUUAACAUGGGGUGUCAAUCUCUGAAGUGUCAGAAAAAAAGAGAAAGCCAAGAGUUUAAACUGGAUUUUUCUUUUUCUUUUUUUUUUUUUAAAUCCCAGAUAUAUCUUCAGAUGUUUACAAUGGGGGGAGAUGGGUUCUGUUGUUUAUGUCUUUCCUUGUUUACAGAGGUGCUUCUCACACAGACACACACACACUCAUGCACUUACACAGGCAGCAGGAGGACACUGUCCUCUAAUCAGAGGCUUCGAUUGGUUCAAGCCCCCAUGUGACCAACAGUCCAGCCUGCCAAAGUGUCCUUGAGCAAGGCACUAUUUAUACCACCCUGGGACCCUCAUCUCUGACCCCACCUAUUGAGGGACUGUUGAGUGUUUUCAGGUGAUGUAAUGCCCUCUGGUGGUCACAAUGGAGGUUUUCAGCUGUUAGAAAACUGGUUCUAAACAGAUUUUCUUUACACACAAAUCACAAACUUCUCCGUCUCCUUGUUUACCACUAUAUCACCUUAUUUGGGUGUCUUUGCCUUUUCUGAACAUAAGGACAAUUCUGCGCCUCCAUGAUGGCACCAGACGUGGUUGAUUUAAAAACAUUUGCAAAGCCUCUGCAGCCCAAUUAGGAUCACAAGAAUUACAUUUUCAUAACGGCGCACAACCCUCCUGUUCAGUCGUCAGUUGAGCUUCAUGGUGCUGGUCUCCUGCCCUGAGCCUCCUCAGUGUCAGGCACUGCCAAGCCGCUCCUCGCUGCCCUGCAUGCCAACAACAAGCACAACGAAAGCCCAUUGUCUGUGUGUCAUCCAGCCACAUUGCUACUGUGAAGAAAAAAAUGGACAAGUGCCAAUGUUUCCCUUUGAUUUACUGCCAAAUGUAGACACGCGCACACACAAACACAACCAUACACACACAGAGACUUAACAUCACAGCACACAGCCGAACAUGGUUGUAAACUUAGAUUAAGUUGUUCUUGGCCUUCCACGCUCCACAGCCUGUUGUCACUCCAUAGCUUACAAUGCACCAUGAGAGCAGCAGGCAGCGCCUUCUGUGAGUCCCCACAGAACUGUCUGUAUUGACCGUUUGCUAAACACCUCCCUUAAACAGUGACUGUCCAGUCAUUAGCAACUGUAACUCAGCAUCUCUGUCAGGCUUUCUCCACGUGUUACAGUGGCAUGCAGAGAGAUGCAGUUCAUAGAUACUCAGCAUUUACAGAGUUCUGAGGGUUAGUUGCAAAGGUUAGCAUGAUUGGCUAAUUAGUUUACCACCUACAGUAGUAACUGAGUUUAACCUGCUCUUUAUUUAAUUUAUGGAGGUUUAAACUCCAGCAACCCCAGCCAGUAUAACCCUGAGACUGAUAGUGUUUGCUAAACACAUAGGUUAGUUCUCACCCCAAACGCCUUUUCAUGACAGUGCCCCAUGACAAGGCCAAAUGCCCUAUCUUAUAGUGUCAAUGAAAGUAUUUUGGGGCUCAGUGUUGUCACAUGACAGACCCAGAAAUUGUAAUUCCACAAUUGGCCAGUAUGAAAAUUGGCUUCAAUGCCUGACACUGUUCCUGCGGGUUUGGUAUCCAUCCCAUGAUUUGAAUCUGUUCCAAACUUUAAUGGGUUCUUCCUUGGCCCAUGUUACAUCCUUCCAACAAGUUUAAUAAAAAUAGGGUCAGAGUUUCUUUCAUAAGUCUGCUGAUGAACGAACAGACCACCCAAAUGAAGACAUAACGUCCUUGAUUGAGAUAGAUAUGAACAAGUAUGCUAGCUAAGCAACUAAACAGAUUUAUGUUAUAGUCUAAUGUUACUAGAUUAACAAGCUAAGUUUGUACUGCAAUACAAGAAAAAUGCUGUUUUUGUUAAGCUCCAUUAGCCUCAGUCUUUCAGCCCGUUACCAUGUAUGAAGCGCACAUUAAAGACCUAUUUCAAGAUUAUCGUUUUAAAACAAGACAUACGCAAACAUUAAGCCCAUGGAACUAACGUUAGCUUAAUUAGCUACCUAGCUGCAGCUAAUAAAAUGUUGAGUGGCUAAUAUACUAUCAGUAUUAUUAUGAACUCAUGCAGAGGUGUGAGAAUGGAAAGCCUGACAGAUGAAGCAACAUGUGAGGCGGGGCUUAGCGAACGGUCACUUGCAAAUAGCUGAAUUCUUAUGACAUUUGUGUUAACCUGCAUGGAGAACCAAGUAGAUGGGGUUUGCUGCAACAUUCAGAACAUAAACUGGUAAAAUUCAGGAGAGCAGUAAACUGACUUUGAAAAUGUCAAGGCCUUUACUUCAACAGAUAUGAAUCAGAGCUGAUCAAUCAACAAAUUAAUACUGAAUUGAAUGAUGCAAGGUGACAAGGUGUCUUGUCUGGAACUCAUUUGAUAGUCUUGUUCAGCAUCUGCACCCAUCUGGUAUCCAUGAGGUACCAAAAAAGAAUCCAAAGUAUUUUGAAAUGCAAGUGAACCAGAUUGGCCCAAGAGCUGAGAAAGGGAACAAUGAUACUGGUGCUUUCUCACUGCCUUAAAUGUGCAAAAGUCUGGGAGGCAUCCUCUGCUCCCGAGUGAGAAGAAGAGACGUUAAUGUCAGACGAUGAUGAUGAUCUGCUUCCUGCUACGUCAAAGAAGCUGCUUGUAGUCGGAAAAACAGCCUCUUUUUGUUUUUUGUUUUCUUGCUCCCUCUUCCUCUAAACCGCCCUUUCUUGUUUCUGACAGUUAAAGUAUAAAAUGCUGUAUUUGAAUUUAAAACUGACCAAUAUUGUAAAAACAUUUAAAAAAAGGGGUGGGGUAUUUUUUAGUUGUUGUUUUUUCGCCCAGUUGAGCUGGGCUCACUUGAACAGGAGCACAACCAAACUGUUUUGGGUUUUUUAGCCUGAUGAGCAUGUUUUGAAGCUUUUUAAAGGGGAUGCAUCAAGGAGAGACCUUUACCGUUACGUAUGCGUGUAUUGGACGGAAGCCAUUUUGAAUUUUGAUUGUCCUCUCUUUGUUUAACGAGUGGGUUGGUUUUGCACACUUUGAGGUCGGGGUGGGUUGUAAAUACUUAAGUCUUGCACAGUGAAUCAAAGAUGCAUUCUGCCCUGUUGAUGUUACAAUAUGCUUAACCCGCUGAGUAAAUUAUUGUACUUUGAAAACAGAGAGAAAAAAAAGAAAUGCAAAAACUCAACACGCUGUCAGAAACAGGUGUGUGUCUUGUGGUGAUUGGAUGUUUUGCCUAUGCAGGAGGCAUACGGUGUACAGUAAGAAACAGUUUUUAGCUCACAAAAAUCACAGACUGAGAAAAAAUAGGCACUUUUCCAGUAUCCCCCCUUCCUGCCAUAAUAUUCUCUGGAUCCUCUCCGUCUUUAGGAAUGCCCUGUUGUUCCUUAGAUGCACUUCCUCUCUGGACAUUUUCACCCAAGCUUACCGCCACGUUAGGCUUGCAAGCUGUCCGAGGCACCGAAGCUGACCUGACACCGUACUGUAUACAUCCAACAGGUGCUACUGGUCAGUCAAAACCCAUCAGAGACCAAGAAGUCAUGUUGUCACAACCUCAGGACAAUCCUAUCCUCUACAAUCCUACCUGUGUUCAGCUUCACAUGUGUCUCUGCAGCCAAGCCUCUGAUGGUUCACACAUGUAUCUGGCCAACUUGGUCGGCCUUGCGUCUGCAAGGGUGUUUAGUUGCAUGAUAAAGGGGUAGUUACCAUGGUAACAGGUUGCUCCUUACCUACAGUUACACCCGUGUAUCAAACCUGAACUUAUAUCUCCCACAAUUCACCCUCUCAGCUACUCUACACUCCUGUUGUGGGCCAUGAGAAUCCCGAGCUAGCAGAACUUUGGCACCGUUAACAGUGUACACCAUAGUGUUGAUGAUCAGCUGGUCAUUUUUCCCCACUUUACACUUUGCAGUUACAUCUCAGUUGAAAACCAUAGCAUUUACUCUGGUUUGAGAGAAAGUUUUCUUCUUUUUGGGUGAAACAUUUGUCCUUAAAUGUUUUAUAUUUUGUACAUUUGUAUGUAACAUAUCAUGUAAAUAGACAGAGACAGUGAUUUAACUCAUCUGGAGGAUUUUGUAGUCUUUGUAAAGCCCUAAUAAAUGGUAUUUGGUGUCACACGAG